This is a messenger RNA of Otolemur garnettii (small-eared galago), 2180 nucleotides long. It is a transcript of the gene NKIRAS2, whose product is annotated as NFKB inhibitor interacting Ras like 2. The transcript is spliced from 4 exons. Gene Ontology annotation, biological process: canonical NF-kappaB signal transduction. Gene Ontology annotation, molecular function: GTP binding; GTPase activity. The coding region runs from base 170 to 745 and encodes 191 amino acids. The record is from RefSeq and is a predicted model, not a curated record. NCBI's taxonomy places the organism in Eukaryota, Metazoa, Chordata, Mammalia, Primates, Galagidae.
GCGGUACGGAAGCUGCGGGGCGGGAAGGGGACCGGGCGAGACCCGACUGAGCUAGCUGACCGGCAAGGAAGAGGGGAGCCUUUGCAGCCGCGCUGCCCCACCCUGGUCCCUGCAAGCUGCGAGGGGCCCGGCUGGAGCUGCGGGGCCCCGGGAGGCUGAAGGCUUAAGCAUGGGGAAGAGCUGCAAGGUGGUUGUGUGCGGCCAGGCAUCUGUGGGCAAAACGUCAAUCCUGGAGCAGCUUCUGUAUGGGAACCAUGUAGUGGGUUCUGAGAUGAUCGAGACACAGGAGGACAUAUAUGUGGGCUCUAUUGAGACAGACCGGGGGGUGCGGGAGCAGGUGCGUUUCUACGACACCCGGGGGCUCCGAGAUGGGGCUGAGCUGCCCCGACACUGCUUCUCCUGCACUGAUGGCUAUGUCCUGGUCUACAGCACUGACAGCCGAGAAUCUUUUCAGCGUGUGGAAUUGCUCAAGAAGGAGAUUGACAAAUCCAAGGACAAGAAAGAGGUCACUAUUGUGGUUCUUGGCAACAAGUGCGAUCUCCAGGAGCAGCGGCGUGUAGACCCAGACGUGGCUCAGCAUUGGGCCAAGUCAGAGAAGGUGAAGCUGUGGGAGGUGUCUGUGGCUGAUCGCCGCUCCCUCCUGGAGCCCUUCAUCUACCUGGCCAGCAAGAUGACCCAGCCCCAGAGCAAGUCUGCCUUCCCUCUCAGCCGAAAGAACAAGGGUAGUGGCUCCUUGGAUGGCUGAAGACCUGCCAUUCCUUCUUCACCCUCCCAGCCCUAUUCCAGCUUCUGGGGCUACAGAAAAUGGGUUGAAGGCAAAAGGAGGUAGGGGAGGCAGGCAAUCCGUCCUUCCCAGUCAGCAGGGGAGUGGCCCAAGCCUUUUGCUCCCUGUCAACUUCCAGAAGUGCAAAUAAUCUUGGUUAGCACCUCCUCCCCUUAAACAUCCUACCCUCUUCCCAACCCCUAGCUUUCAUCAUAAUCUCCAUUGUCUCCUGGGGCGGUUGUGGGUCAGCGUCCCUUCCAUCUGCCCUAGACGGGAAGCAGAGCUACCAUCCAGAAGUGCCCAUUUUAUUUAGUUUGAUUUCUAUCAUAGGGGUCCACCUUCUGGGUUUCCUGCCAGUAACACACACAUACCCACACACACUCAAUAGUCAGCAUAGUCACAUAGUGACUAUAGUGACAUUUCUAGAGAAAAUGUAUCCAGGUAUUGUGGGUAUAUGUGCUGGCAUUACUGGUGCCUCCGCUUCUCUUACCCUGACCUUUCUCCUAUCAAUUCCCUAGCUAGACGAAGCAGGCCUCCUAAGAGUGUAAUUUUCUGUUGUAAACAACCCCCACCCCCAAUUGUUUAACUUCCUCUUUCUGCUCAGGGAGCAGAUGGGCCUCAUUCGUUGAGGUAGAAUGGAGCAAUGGCUGGGCUGUGAGUCACUAGCUGACUUUGUGACCCAGCAAGACCUUUCCCCUCUCAGCGCCAUUUUUCUCGUCUGUAAAGUAACAGGAGUUGCUUAGCUGAUCUGGAUCCUCUCCAGCUGUCUGGUUUUAUAAAGCUAUGGUUUCUCCCUCUUCAAGGUGCUAUGCCUGCCAGCCCUGGUGGCUGGGACAUGCUCUCCUACCAACCACCAGGGGGCAGGAGUUCACUUUCCACUUGGGUGCCCAGUCUGCAGACAUAUCGCCCUGGGGCUGGUCUUCACCCCUUCCUGUGGUUAUUUCUAGUUCAUAGCUAGACUUCUAUUUAUCUGUAUUUAUACACCUGCUGCCAUGGUGAAGGCUGGACAAGGUGCUCCUUUAAAGCCCUUCUUACCUCAGAUGCCUGAACAGAGCAAAGGCAAACCAGUAGCAGCUUCUCAGGAGCUGACAGGUCAUCUGUCGGGCCUCAGAGGUGGUUACACGCUCAGACAGGCUGUACAGUGAGCUUAUAACCCACAACUUCCUGUGCCCACCUUGUGCUACUAGUGUGCACACCUAGCUUGGGGAACACACUGCAGCCAGGCAACCUCCAAUACAAUGCACCUCUCUCCAAAACAGGAGAAGUGAGCAGGCCCAUGGCUGGGUGAGUAGAAUUAGGACAUGUACAGGCUUGGGGGUUCAAGUUAAUUUAUUGAUGCAUUGGAUACAAUAAAACCACAACUGCUGUUAUCAAAAAGUUUUCCUCCCCUCCCCCCUUUUUCUUGUUCUCCCUUAGG